Molecule: messenger RNA, 207 nt
Organism: Pelobates cultripes (western spadefoot toad)
Lineage: Eukaryota; Metazoa; Chordata; Amphibia; Anura; Pelobatidae
Source: the annotation of a GenBank genome assembly
AUGGGGGAGACCACCUGGCGAGCAACCCAGCCACUAGAGCCGCCGGACAUACCCACCUCUCCUGAUACCAUACAGGCAGAUUACCGACUCGGAAUGAGCGGGAACCGGCGAUAUGCCAAGAACCCACAAGUCACAGAGGAGCAGCACCAAUAUCCGACAUGCCGGAGAAGGCUGAACCCAAAAUGGGACAAUGCUGCACGGGCUUGA